This is a messenger RNA of Aureobasidium uvarum, 1089 nucleotides long. NCBI's taxonomy places the organism in Eukaryota, Fungi, Ascomycota, Dothideomycetes, Dothideales, Saccotheciaceae. The record is from the annotation of a GenBank genome assembly.
AUGGCUGGAAACACGUCGACCGACAUCUUGGUCGCCGGCGCAUUCGCUGCUUUCACGGUCGAUUUGCUCGUCUACCCUCUCGACACACUCAAGACUCGCUUCCAAUCGCCCGAAUACAAUCGCCUUUACCUCGACAAAGCUACCAAUGCCGUCAACAAGCAAGUCCUCUUCCGAGGCCUCUACCAAGGAGUCGGCAGUGUCAUCAUAGCCACCCUCCCCUCUUCAGGAGCCUUCUUCACCACCUACGAAGGUGUCAAGUCCACAUUCACCAAAUACAACCCUACCUUCUCUGGCUCCUCUCCUCUACUCCCGCAACCCAUCAUCCACUCCGCCGCAUCCUCGAUAGCAGAACUGGUCUCUUGUGCCAUCCUCACCCCUGCCGAGGUAAUCAAGCAGAAUGCCCAGAUGGUCGAUACAGCAAAAGGCGACAAUAAGGCCAACGCAACCCUCCAAACCCUCGCCAAAUUCAGAUCAAACCCAUUGGCAUUGUGGAGAGGCUACACAGCACUGGCAGGCCGCAAUCUGCCUUUUACAGCUCUACAAUUCCCCAUCUUCGAGCGUCUGAAGCAAGGAAUAAAGAAACACAGAGAGGACAGAGGAACACGGACAAACACACUGCUGGAAAACGGCUUGAUCACUGCCGCCAGUGCAGGCUCAGCUGGCGCCUUUGCCGCCGUCGUCACCACUCCAGUCGACGUUGUCAAGACACGCAUCAUGCUCGCCGCAGUAUCCAGCGCAGCCGAAGACCAAACAGGCAACACAAACUCAAACCCAAAAAGCCCCGUCGACGCCCUAGGUCGCUCCACCCAGAGCAAAACCGAAGGCCUCAAAGACGCACUCCAAAACAGCAAACAAGGUCUCAAAGACGCAAUACAAAAUGUCGCAAAGCCCGUGUCGCGGAAGGGCAGUAUACAGAUUGCCAGAGAAAUUAUCGCUGAUCAGGGAGUCAUCAAGGGCCUUUUCCGUGGUGGUGCUUUGAGGGCUGUGUGGACGCUGAUUGGGUCUGGACUUUAUCUUGGUGUCUAUGAGAGUGGGCGUGUAUAUCUGGCCCAGCGACGGGGUGAAGAUAUCGACAACGAGGAUAUAUAG